CGAUGAUGGGGCUGUCGAUAUUUUCUUGACUAUCGAUGGUUGUUAAUGAGACCAUGCAUGGUGUUGCAUUGGUAUAUUCUUAUAAGUGCCGUUAAUAUACAUACAUACAUAAAUACAUACAAGCAAUACAGAUAUUUUGAUACAAAUUUUUCAACUUAAAGUUGGCGUAGAGUUUUUAUGAAUUUAUUUAAAAUUGUUCACACUCGAAAUCUUACAACUGGCCGCACGCUCGAUCGGCUGGCGGGCGUGCCGGAAGACAAGCUGGUCGAGGCCCAUGGCAGCUUCCACACCAACCACUGCAUUAAGUGCCAAAAGGAAUACGGCAUUGCCUGGAUGAAGAAGGAGAUAUUCGCUGAUCGGCUGCCCAAAUGCACGGCAUGCAAGAAAAUUGUGAAGCCCGAUAUUGUUUUCUUUGGGGAAGACUUGCCCGAAAAGUUCCACAAAAGUUUGGAUGGAGACUUCAAGGAGUGCGAUCUGCUGAUCAUCAUGGGCACCUCGCCGGAAGUGCAUCCGUUUGCAGCUUUGGUGCAGUACCCUGGACCGCGCUGUGUGCGUCUCUUGAUCAAUCGCGAUGCCGUGGGUCGUCCCAAGUUUACCACCUGAAUGGAUGACCAAAAUGACGAUUUUCUGCGGCAA
Messenger RNA from Drosophila subobscura, 636 nucleotides. RefSeq names its product NAD-dependent protein deacetylase Sirt2-like. Gene Ontology annotation, molecular function: NAD+ binding. Lineage: Eukaryota; Metazoa; Arthropoda; Insecta; Diptera; Drosophilidae. The transcript has a single exon. The record is from RefSeq and is a predicted model, not a curated record. Bases 178 to 603 code for a protein of 141 amino acids.